AUGCUAUCGCAUAAAUUGGGAUUUACAAAUGAAAUCAGUGAACCAAUGACACUGGCUGAAAUUUACAGUCAAACCCUUCUUGUCGAUUUGAAGCUAUGUCAUCUAGUGCAAGAAUCAAAAAAAAUGAUAUCGUUUCCAUUUGUUGGUAUUAUUAUAAUUCUCACUCCGAUAGUUGUUUAUAUACUAAAUUUAUUUCGUAAGCAUGCUAUUUGGAAAAAAGCAUACGAAUCCAUUCCAUCACCACCGUGUGUUCCACUUAUGGGCAAUUUACAUUUACUCAGUUCCGAACGAGAUUCUUUUCUUCGCUUACUCAUGGCAACAGCUUCAAAAUAUCGUGAGCAAUCGUGCUUUUGUAUCUGGUACUCUAUUUGGCCAAUCGUUGUUUUAACAAAUGCUGAUGGAUUAGAAAUCUUCUUUAGUAGUACAAAAGAAAUAACUAAAUCAUUUGAGUAUAAGCUGGUAGAACCAUGGCUAAAAACUGGACUAUUGACAAGCAAAGGCAACAAAUGGCGAACACGCCGACGUAUUCUAACACCGUCAUUUCAUGAUGCGAAUUUAUUACAAAGUUUUUUAAUUAUUUUUAAUGAACAAUCUAGAAUAUGUACAUCUCGUUUCGAAACACUAUCCGAGCAACCGAUCGACAUGUACCCGUUUAUUGCUGCAUGUACACUCGAUAUUAUUUGUGAAGCAGCAAUGGGCACAAGUUGUCAAGCCCAAGUAGAGAAAUCAGAAUAUGUUGAAGCUGUUGCAAGGUAUCAAAUUGGUGAUAUUAUUGUUCAACGAAUGACAACACCGUGGAUGUGGCCUAAUUUUUUAUUUAAAUUAUUUCCUAUUGGUAGAGAACACGAAAAAUUAUUAAAAAUUCUUCAUGAUUUUUCAAGAAAUAUUAUUAAUAAUCGAGCACAACAAUUUGGUGGAAAUCAGUUACAUUCGAAACGUAUGGCAUUUCUUGAUACACUAUUAGCAAAAAUGCAUGAUGAACAACUAACUAUGGAAGAUAUUCAAGAAGAAGUUGAUACGUUUAUGUUUGAGGGGCAUGACACUACAGCUGCAGCAUUGAAUUUUGCUUGUUUUCUUAUUGCAUUACAUCCUGAUGUACAACAAAAAUUACACGAUGAAAUAAAUAGAAUAUUUCAAGAUGAUCUUGAACGUGCAUGUUCAAUGGACGAUCUAAAACAAAUGAAUUAUUUAGAAUGUGUUAUCAAAGAAUCGUUGCGUUUACUACCGUCAGUUCCGUCGAUUGGCCGCGAAGCACAAGAAGAUUUGACAUACAACGGUCACAAAAUUCUUGCUGGUCAAACAUGUUACAUUUUGAUAAAAGCCAUUCAUCUUGAUCCAAAAUAUUUUCCCGAACCAAAUAAAUUUAAUCCUGAUAGAUUUCUUCCAGAGAAUAGUGCACAACAUUCUCAUCAUUUUGCUUUUGUUCCAUUUAGUGCGGGUACGAGAAAUUGUAUUGGACAAAGAUUUGCAAUGUUAGAAGAAAAAGUAUUUUUAUCAACUUUAUUAAGAAAAUUUUCAUUGACAACAACACAAACAAUAGAAGAUAUUCGUUUAGCCGAAGAAAUCAUCAUGAGAGCAGUUGAUCCUAUUUAUAUUACAUUAAAACGUCGCCGUUAA
Molecule: messenger RNA, 1617 nt
Organism: Didymodactylos carnosus
Lineage: Eukaryota; Metazoa; Rotifera; Eurotatoria; Philodinida; Philodinidae
Source: the annotation of a GenBank genome assembly